Molecule: messenger RNA, 2753 nt
Organism: Dermochelys coriacea (leatherback sea turtle)
Lineage: Eukaryota; Metazoa; Chordata; Testudines; Dermochelyidae
Gene: RBM18
Product: RNA binding motif protein 18
Exons: 6
Coding region: 131-712 (193 amino acids)
Molecular function (GO): RNA binding
Source: RefSeq, a predicted model, not a curated record
CUGCGCCAACGUCACCCACCCGCGACACGUCCUUACGUCAGACGUUGACGUGGCGUGUCACGCCACUAUGGGAGGGGGCGGGGCCUAGGGGCGUGGAGGCGUGGAGGCGCCGGUCCGGAGUGCCGGACCCAUGAGAUUGAUGGCGGCGGAAAUCAAAACCCUGCCUUUGGAGAAUGCGUCCAUCCUCUCUGAGGGCUCUCUGCAGGAGGGCCAUCGGCUGUGGAUUGGCAACUUGGAUCCGAAGAUAACCGAAUACCACCUCCUCAAACUCCUUCAGAAAUUUGGCAAAGUAAAGCAAUUUGACUUUCUCUUUCAUAAGUCAGGUGCAUUGGAGGGGCAGCCCAGAGGAUACUGUUUUGUGAAUUUUGAAACCAAGCAGGAAGCAGAACAAGCAAUCCAGUGUCUCAAUGGUAAACUGGCCCUCUCCAAGAAACUGGUGGUGCGAUGGGCACAUGCACAAGUAAAGAGAUAUGAUCAUAAUAAAAAUGAAAAAAUUCUUCCAAUCAGUCUUGAACCGUCUUCCAGCACUGAGCCAACCCAGUCUAACCUAAGUGUCAGUGCAAAAAUAAAAGCCAUUGAAGCCAAGCUGAAAAUGAUGGCAGAGAAUCCAGAUGCGGAAUAUCCAGCGCCACCAGCUUAUUCCUACUUCAAACCACCCGAUAAAAAAAGGACUACUCCUUACUCCAGAACUGCCUGGAAAUCUAGAAGAUGAUGCUUAUGAAUGGAUAAUGGUAGCAAGAAAGACUGUUUUAUACACCUCCAGUGCUUUUGUACUUUGUAGAUUGUGCUCAGCUGGCACUGUCCUUCCCAAUCUCACUGUAUAUGCUACAGUGUUUUGUAACAUAACAUUUUAAAUUUUCUGAUAACUGCGCCAUACUGCCAGUGUAUGUACAGAAUUGAAUGCUGUCCAGAAAAAAUAAGGUUCCAUCCAAAACUUGUGACUAACAUUUAGACAAUCCAUGUUGCUAGUCUGGUUUCAUUAGUAAGACCAGAAACAUUAGCCAGUAUGCAGAUAGAAAAGAAAACACAAGGAGUGUUCCAUUUUAAUUCUGAAUGUUAAAUUUAAGAAAGUUUUGUGUUUUUUUUUUUUCCCCCAAACAUAGGAAGUGUUCCACUUGGUUUAAAUAUUUUUUAAGCAGAGGGAAAUCGCUGAGUUUUGAUAAACAUUCACUAGUUACCAUAAAAAAUCCUUUUCAUCUUCCAUACAACAAACUUAAAAUGGGUUUUGCAAUGUCUUUUAGCAAAUAUACAUUCAAUAUUUAUACACAAGGCAGCAAAUCUAUUUUGUACCUCAAUUUAUUAAUUUAAAGCCAGAUCUAACCAUGGGACAGCAAAAGGAUUUUAAAUGUUAAUAUUUCAGAACAGUUGUAGAAAUCCAAGUGUCCCUCUCAAUGCAUUGGAAUUAUUAAAUUAUUAUACACAAUUGAAUUUACUCUGUGCUUCUAAAAUGGCAAUACUUAAAAUAUGGAUUUUGAAAUCUCAUGUGCAAAACAGUAGAAUUUUAUGAUGUGAAAAUGCUGUUUAAAGUUUUUACAGUAGCAUAUCUAGCAUGCAUAAAUGUAAUCCCCCUUAGAAGUUAUUCUCCAUAAACCAGAUGUGACAGUGUGACACUGUAAUGUUGCUGCCCCAGAGACAUAUGUCAGAAAGACUACCUCAGAAAUCCACCCAAACUAGGCUAAUUCCUUUUUUUUGAUUGGUUAGCAAAGAUGCUUGGUUAUGACUGUUAGGAAAAUAUGGGUGACAGGGAUCUGUGGCAUAGCGGUGCUACUGUAUUGUAGGGAUUAUCUUUGCUUUAGAAAGUGUUCAAUUUAUCUCUAAUGGACUGGAAUUUCACUUUAAAAAGCAUGCAGCGCAUCCUGUUCCCUAAACAUUCUCUGCAAUACCGAAAGAUCUGAGAAAAGAUCCAUAAAACUGCAAAUGUUUAGUUCCUUUAUGUGCACAAUAUAGUGUUGGACAUGCGUGACACGUGGAAGUUAUGAUGGAGACAGCUUCACAUACUGUUACAGGAGAUGUACUUCUAUUUUGUCACGGCGUUCUAUCUCUCCCUGCAAGUUCUUAUAACUGUAAUAUAGUUUUCUGCCUUGCCAAUCAGGCCUGAAUGUUUUACCCAGACUGAUAACCAUUACAUUUCCAAACAAGAGAUAAUUGUCUUUAAACUGCCCAGGGUUUCUCUCUAGACCAAAUGUUUCUCAUUUUUAUGGCAAACUAAGGUUUGUAUGCUUAAAACUGUUCGUCUAUUUUACAGUGAAAUUUAUAAUUACAGUUCUGAUAAAAAUGUCCUUAAAGCCACUAUACUAUCUAUCUAGAGCAUAGUUUUACACUUGUAUGAGAGAUGCACUGUUUUCAAAGCCUGAAAUGGAUCAUUGUUUAAAAGGUCUUUAGCGAUUGUUUGAUUUCUAACUUUUCUCGUUACCCAGGUAUCUGAAGAAAGUGAGCCUCCUUUUAGGUUUAGCAUCCCCUAUGAAUGACACUGCUGCCUGCUAAAAUUUUUUGCAGACUGGGUCUUCAUUUUGUUUUAGGUUUUUACACUUAUGUGAUAUGGUCUCCCACUUGCAAUCCUCAGAGGAUUUAGACUAAUUAUUUAAAACAAAAUGGUCAAUUCUAUUUUUAAUAUGAAUUUAGAAAUAGCUACAUUUGAAUCAGGUAUGCUGUUGUUCCCUUUUGAAAGCUAUUGUGAUAUUUAUUUGUAUUUAAAAUAUGAUCAUUUGCUGAGGCUCUUACAGUUGUGUGUGAAUAAAUAGAAGUCUAAACUG